This is a messenger RNA of Strigops habroptila (Kakapo), 1225 nucleotides long. It is a transcript of the gene RNF122, whose product is annotated as ring finger protein 122. The transcript has 6 exons. NCBI's taxonomy places the organism in Eukaryota, Metazoa, Chordata, Aves, Psittaciformes, Psittacidae. The record is from RefSeq and is a predicted model, not a curated record. The coding region runs from base 117 to 512 and encodes 131 amino acids. Gene Ontology annotation, molecular function: ubiquitin protein ligase activity. Gene Ontology annotation, cellular component: endomembrane system.
CCCAUUCCCGUUCCCGGCCAUGGCCAUGGCCCGGCGCCGCGCACGGCGGAGCGGCUCCCGGCUGCAACGGGUGCUCCCGCAGUCUGGCGCUGAUUCCUACCAGUAAACCCUGCACAAUGCCUCCCAUCACAUUCCAGGACCUCCCACUGAACAUCUACAUGGUCAUUUUUGGCACCGGCAUCUUUGUCUUCGUGCUCAGCCUCAUCUUCUGCUGCUACUUCAUCAGCAAACUGCGGCACCAGGCACAGAGUGAGCGGUUUGGGUACAAAGAGGUGGUUUUGAAAGGUGAUGCCCGGAGGCUGAACGUGCACGGGCAGACCUGUGCCGUCUGCCUGGAAGAUUUUAAGGUGAAGGAGGAGCUGGGGGUGCUGCCGUGCCAGCACGCCUUCCACAGGAGGUGCCUGGUGAAGUGGCUGGAGGUCCGCUGCGUCUGCCCCAUGUGCAACAAGCCCAUGGCGGGUCCCGCACAGCCCCGCGCCGGCAUCGGCACCCUCCUGGACGAGCUGGUGUGAGCAGCUCCGCUCUUUGCCAGCCGUAUCCCUGCUGGAGCCCUCGCGGGACCGCGGCUCCUGGAGGGGCUGCAUCACCCGGCCCAGCCUCGGACGCUUCAUUUCCCGAAGGAUUCGGGAUUUGGGAGCUGGGAAUUGUAACCCGCAGGACACUGGUUUGGUUUUUGGGGGGGGGGGUGGGUUUGUAUGGGCCCCCCCACCUUUGCUGCACAGAGUAUUUUUGUACCUGAUCCCGCCGGGGUCCCCAUUGGUGGGGGGGGGGGGCACAUUUUGGUGUGAAAAGCGAUUAAAUGGGUGAUUUCUCAGCUCAUGAGUGAGCGAAAAGACACGACAACGCUGUGGGGGUUGGGGGGGGGAGAGUAAAUUGGGGAAAUCCACUUAAAACGACUCAAAGGCGCUUCCAUGUUAUUAAUUUUCCACCCUCAAAACAACCGCAGUGACGCCACCAGCGUCGCCACGGACCCUGCCGGCGCUCAGAAGGGAACUGUGCCACGUCGUAACGCCAGGGCGCACACGUCACGCAGCCGCGUGCCACUCCCUUUCAUCAUACGCUAUGAACCGGAAGGAUCGAAAAAAAUGGCCUCCGCUCCCCUCCCUACUGCCCCGCCUCUCACCCCUAGCUCAGGGCGAGAGAAGAGUCCCAAAGGUAUUUCUCCCACCCAUCGGUGUAGACCCCUUCGCACCCACUAUUUUCGCCCUCGUCAUCCUCCUUUCAC